AUGGCGUCGCCGACGCAUGCCAUGGACAGCGCCGCCGGCGACUUGUUCUACCGAGCGCUGCAAUCACUAGAAGCACGUGACUUUGUACUCGAGGGCCAAGCAGAAGACAUCGCCCAAGAAUACGCCGACGCGCUGUUUCGCGAGCUUACUGGCGUCGAUUUUAAUUCUGAUUUGGUCAUGGCGGACGCAGACGACCCUGAUGCUCCAGACGACCCGGCGUUGGGCGAAGCGGUGGCCGAGGCGCUGAAGACCGUGGAAGCGCCGUCCGACGGGCAGGGCUGCCCGAUCUGCAUGGAGGACGACGGCGAUGACGACGCAGCGACGACAUCCGCGGGCGCGUGGAAGGAGACGCCGUGCGGGCACCGGUUCCACGGGCAGUGCGUGGAGAGGUGGCUGCAGGCCAAGGGGAGCUGCCCCAUGUGCCGGCACCAGGUGGUGACCAUGCCCGCCGCCGCCGCCUCUAGUACUAGUUCCGAUGUAUUCGCAGGUUUAGAGCUGGCCGAAUUUGAGGAUGUCUUCAGGGAGUUCAUGCGUCAGGGUGCAUCUUAUUAUACCCAACUGUGA
Messenger RNA from Aegilops tauschii subsp. strangulata, 564 nucleotides. The record is from RefSeq and is a predicted model, not a curated record. NCBI's taxonomy places the organism in Eukaryota, Viridiplantae, Streptophyta, Magnoliopsida, Poales, Poaceae.